CAAUCAUUUCUUCUUCUUCUUCUUCUUCCCCAAAAUCUCUUUCUCAAUUCUCUAGGGUUUUCAAUAUUCACACGAAAGCUAAUGGCGAUCAACGAUCAGUUUCCUAAUGGGUUAAGAAUUCUUGUUGUAGACGAUGAUACUUCAUGCUUAUUCAUUCUCGAGAAAAUGCUUCUUCGUCUCAUGUACCAAGUUACAAUUUGUUCACAAGCUGAUGUUGCGUUAACCAUUCUAAGAGAAAGAAAAGACUGUUUUGAUUUGGUUCUAAGUGAUGUUCAUAUGCCUGGUAUGAAUGGUUACAAACUUCUUCAACAAGUUGGUCUUCUUGAAUUGGAUCUUCCUGUCAUUAUGAUGUCUGUUGAUGGAAGAACAACUACAGUUAUGACUGGAAUCAACCAUGGAGCUUGUGAUUAUCUUAUUAAACCUAUUCGUCCUGAAGAGCUUAAGAACAUUUGGCAACAUGUUGUUCGAAGGAAAUGUGUAAUGAAGAAAGAGCUUCGAAAUUCUCAAGCUUUGGAGGAUAACAAGAACAGUGGUACUCUCGAGACGGUUUUUUCGGCUAGUGAAUGCUCAGAGGGAAGUUUGAUGAAACGUAGGAAGAAGAAGAAGAAGAGAAGUGUUGAUAGAGAUGAUAAUGAGGAUGAUCUUGAUCUUCUUGAUCCUGGAAACUCGAAGAAGUCACGCGUUCUUUGGUCUAUUGAAUUGCAUCAACAAUUCGUUAAUGCCGUUAACAAACUUGGAAUUGAGAAAGCUGUACCAAAGCGGAUUCUCGAGUUGAUGAAAGUUCCCGGUUUAAGCAGAGAAAACAUUGCUAGUCAUUUGCAGAAAUUCCGAAUGUAUUUGAAGCGAUUAAGCGGUGAAGCUUCGCAGAAUAAUGACACGGAGUCAAUCAAAAGAUAUGAAAACAUUCAAGCUCUGGUUUCCUCAGGACAAUUACAUCCACAAACAUUAGCUGCAUUGUAUGGUCAACCAAUAGAUAAUCAUCUCUCGGCUAGUUUUGGAGUUUGGAUUCCUAAUGAUGAUCAUCUUGGUAGAUCUCAAAAUGAACACUUUUCGAUUGAUGUAUCAUCGGCUUCUAACCGUCCUGUUUCUGUGGCGGUUCAUGGUCUAUCUUCCUCAGCAAAUUUCAGACAGAGAGGUGAUGUUAACAACAACAGAAUCAGACAAGGGUAUGGAUCAAAUGUUAAUGAAGAAUCUUGGAUCUUGGAAAGGUCUUCAAGACAACGAUAUUGAACAUCAUGAAUUGGCUUAAGAAGAGGAAGCUCUCUGCUCUCGUAUUGGUUCUGAAACUUUUUGGAUUAAAGUCUAAAGUAAACU
This is a messenger RNA of Arabidopsis arenosa, 1314 nucleotides long. NCBI's taxonomy places the organism in Eukaryota, Viridiplantae, Streptophyta, Magnoliopsida, Brassicales, Brassicaceae. The record is from the annotation of a GenBank genome assembly.